GCAUCCCACUAGGAGAACAAGAAGAAGUAAGCUCUUAUAAAAAUGAAAUAGGCUCUUAUAAAAACAAAGUAGGAUUUUACAAAGUAAGAUCUCACAAAGUAGGAUCUCACAAAGCAGGAUCUUCCAAAGCAGGCUCCUCUCAGGAAGAACUCACAAAUAAUGAAUUAAACUGCAAAAGUAGUUUCUAUUCCCUUGGUGCCACUUCUUUAAGAACAUGCUUCUAUUGUAAAAGCAGACACUUAGUUGAUAAAUGCUCUGAAAUCCAACCUCAUUUGAGAGAUAAUUGUUUAAAAUGUUGGAAGAAAGAACACAGU
Molecule: messenger RNA, 314 nt
Organism: Dentiscutata erythropus
Lineage: Eukaryota; Fungi; Glomeromycota; Glomeromycetes; Diversisporales; Gigasporaceae
Source: the annotation of a GenBank genome assembly